Molecule: messenger RNA, 3497 nt
Organism: Vicugna pacos (alpaca)
Lineage: Eukaryota; Metazoa; Chordata; Mammalia; Artiodactyla; Camelidae
Source: RefSeq, a predicted model, not a curated record
CUGGUUCUGGGGUCAGAUUGGGGCUGGGGUCAGCCAGUGCUCAGCCUCCCUGGGGCUCCCUACUGCUCCUACCCUUUGAAUGGUCCCCUUGGUCUCUGGGCUUCCCUGUCCUCGCUUGACCCCAACCUGAUGGCCUUUGUUGGAAGGCAGUCUUACAUCCAGAUCAAGGUGGCCAGUCCCCUUUAGCUGACCAAGCAUGGAGCCAUUGCAGGGUGGGCUUUUCUGGCCUUGAAGGUGGAAGGCUGCCCCCUGCCGGCCAAGGACCAGGGAUGCUGAUCUGGGUAGGAGUUGCCUUAGGCCCCUCUUGGCCACCUGGCACCUGCCAGUCUGCCUCAUGACCAUGAGCGACGGGGAAGCUGAGGCAGGGCAGCUCGCCUGGGCUACGCUGUAGAAGGGCCGGGGCUUGUGCCCAGGAAAACUGACUCCAACUUCACCUCAACCUGCUCAUCCUCUGGUCUGAGUCUGGGAUCAAAAGCUCGGUAGGGGUUGGGGUCUGGGGCCCGGAUGGGAAGAGGGGAAGCUGGCGGCCCCCUGCCCCUGGAGCGCGAGCAAGGCAGGGCCUUCUGGGCUGUGGGCCUCAUCUCACUGUGCACUGUGGGGCUUGGCACGGGGAGGGUGGCUACCAUCACAGUGGGAGAGGACGCAGGUGCAGGAAGGAGACAGAACAGCUGGCAGUCCCCUGGUGCCUGCAGAGGACUGGCUCGACCCUACCGCCGUCUCCUGUGGGCCCUGCCCUCCCACCAGGCCACUGUGCUCCCUCUGCAAGGAACAUCCUUUCUCACCCAAGUUCUGCAGCCCCUCCUAGGGUUGGAGAUGUGGUCCUGUGCAGCCGUGUGGGUGUGGGCGGCCUGGUCCUGCUCUUAGGCUGAACUGUCCACCAUUGUCCCCAGGCCAGGAAGGUGGUGAUGCAGGCUGCUCUGGUCCAGACCCCACCCCCCACUCCGAGGCUGUGGGUAUCCGGGGCCAGGAUGCUCGCCCCCUGUGUGGUCGGAGGCCAAGUUUGCCGAGGACACUCUCAGGGCAUUGUGCAACACGCCAACUCUCCCUCCCGAUAUAACCCCAGAGACCUGGGAGGGCACAGGAGCCCGGAGCACAGACCCUUCAUGGAGACCAGGCUGCUGAGCGCCGUCCUGGCCGUCACCCUGGUGCAGGUGGAGAUGACCACGCAGGACCUGGACCUGCAGAAGAUUGCAGGAUUCUGGCGGGAAGUCGGUGUGGCCUCCAGCCAAAACCUGGCACUGAAGACCCCCAAGAGGCUGGAGGCCUUGUUCCUGACCUUGAGUGGGGAGGAGCUGACUGUAAAGGUUGCAUAUAACAGCUCAGGAAGCUGUGAGACUGAAGAAAUAGUGAGCUCAGAAAUAGACGUUUCGGGGAAAUUUGUUUUCCCUGGCCACAGGGAGAUCCACGUCAUAGACACAGACUACGAGCAGUACGCCAUCCUGAGGGUGUCCCUUCCCUGGCAGGGCAAAGAAUUCCACGUGCUGAAGUAUUUCACUCGGAGCCUUGAGGGCGAGUAUGAACCAGGCUUCUGGAGGUUCCGGGAGCUGACAGCAGACACGGGGCUGUACCUGGUGGCCCGGUACGGGAGGUGUGCCAAGCUCCUGAAGGAGGAGCUGAUCUAGAGAAGCCCCGCCCCAGCCAGGAUGCUCGGAGCCCCGCCCACCCAGCCUCCCCUGGCGGCCCUGCCCUGGGGGGCCGCCUGCACCUGCUCUGAAUAAAGCCGACUGCCUACCCCCUGGCCCCGCGUCUUUCCUGGGGAGCGCAAAGAGUGCCGGGUGGGGGUGGUGGGGCGUGUUUUCUGUGAUCGGCCUAGAAAUGGCACCCAGCCUGACUCUUGGGUGGUGUGGGUCCCAGUCCAGGCUGGCUCCCUUCCCUUUCCACCUGGCCCUGCCCUUCUGAAAGCCUGUGGGCCAGGCUGCCCAACUCGGGGACCCCCCCAUCAUCCUCACCCUAGUCUCUUUCCAGGCAGCCCCAGGCUGGGGUGCCUGGAGCAGAGGUCCUGCCAGUGAAAGUGGCCACACUGGAGCCUGUCUGCCUUCUCCUGUGGCUUCCUGUUGCCCCAGACUCAAACCCACGGGCAUCGGGCCCAAGGCCCUGGGCCGUGGCCGCCCCUCCCGCCCCCUGCUGGUCAUCCCAGCCCUACUGAGCAUCUAGGCCCACCCUGCACUCUCUCACCCCUGACCUGCACUGUGGCUGUAUGCUCACUCUGUUUUCUUCCAUUGGCUGGGACUGGAGGGCAGAAAGGGUGUCUGGGUCAGGGCAGACAACGUGGGGGUCAGCACCGAGGUUCUGAGCACAGCCCCCUACCCGUGUGCAAGCUGGGGGACUGGGACCCUCAGGCACCCUGCCAGCCGUCAGAAAGGCCUGCAGAAGGAAGGACCGGCCCCGAGGGGAGCGCCUGCCCGGGACUCGCCUGAGCAAAUCCUGAACCGAGUCCCCAAAGACCCACAGGAGAGACGUUUGGAGGGUGACUUCUGACACAUCAGAGGUGUUUGGGGGACACCUGGAACUUCCCCCAGGUCCGUCCUGCUGAGGCUACCUCCCUCAGCUGGGCUCCCCGAGGGAAGGCCCUGGGAAGCCUGCUCAGGGCGCUGCAAAACAGCCUGCAAAAUAAACCCAAGCCAGUUAAUGUUGCCACGUUUCUGGAGGCUACAGGUCAGGGUUUCCGGCGGGGUUUCUCCUCCCGGCUUGUGGACGGCGGCCCCCCCCUGCUGCGUCUUCUCUGCGCACAGACAUCCUUCCUCGUCCGCGGGCGCCGGAGCCCCCGGCCCAGACCCGGCCUCCUGACCUCGCCUAAGCUUGGCUCCUCUUUUAGGCCCUGACUCCAGAUAACCAAUUCACCCAACUACUUAUUUGCGCAUCCACUCUCUCUCUCUCCCUUCCUACCUAUCGGUCUAAUAGGGUAAAUUUUGGCAAACUGAAUUUCCCUGUAAAAUUACCCAGUUCAUUCAGGACUUCAAAGUUAUCUGCUCAGAGGUCAGCCAGGUACCUUCUGUUGAUGAAACUUUUUUUCCCUUCUGUCCCAGAGGUCAUUUCCCUCCCUUUUGCCAUUUCUUACUUCACGGAUCUGUGGUCUCCUCAGUGUUUCCUUAUUUGUUAGUUAAUUCUUUUAUUCUUUAAAAUAACAGUAACGGUUCUGUUAAUAAUUCUGUAAAUUAACAGAAAAAUUCCAUCAGUGUUCCCAAGGGCGAGGCCCUUGGUUCACUGAUGACGCCUGCUGUCCUCCGUUCUGUUACUUCCCACUUUUACCGCCUCCCUCCUGAUUUCCUGUGUUUUACUUCGUUGCUCCCUGUCUGGCUGCUUGAGUGGGGAAUUUAAGGCAUUUAUGUUCAUUCUUCCAUUUCUAGUGGUGGGAGCGUUUAAGGCGGUGACGGUCCCUGGUCCCAUUGUGUAUGGUGUUUUUAUUAUGUUUCUUUUAUUUUAUUUAUUUUUAAUUUUGUUUUUGGGGAGGUAAUUAGGUUUUUAUUUACUUAUUUAUUUUGAUGGAGGUACCAGGG